Molecule: messenger RNA, 1134 nt
Organism: Notothenia coriiceps (black rockcod)
Lineage: Eukaryota; Metazoa; Chordata; Actinopteri; Perciformes; Nototheniidae
Gene: znf706
Product: zinc finger protein 706
Exons: 3
Coding region: 154-384 (76 amino acids)
Source: RefSeq, a predicted model, not a curated record
CAAUGUUUUUUUCUUAGCCCCGAAGAGACGCAUUACGCCAGUGUCAUUGAACGCAUCAGUAUCCUUUAGCUGUCUGUGAAUUGAGAAAUUCUUACAAAUUGUGCCUUACAAACGACACGUAGGUUACUGUUAUUGUAAAGAGGCUUUGCCAGAAUGGCGCGCGGGCAUCAAAAACUUCAGUCCCAGCAGAAAAAUGCAAAGAAACAGACGGAGAUGAAGAAGGCAAAGGGUCAUGACCAAAAGACAGCCGCCAAGGCAGCACUAGUGUUCACCUGCCUGGUGUGCCGGACCCAGAUGCCUGACCCAAAAACCUUCAAGCAACACUUUGAGAGCAAGCAUCCGAAAUCCCCUCUGCCCCCCGAGUUAGAAGGAGUGGAGGCAUAAACGGUCACCAUGGAUACCAAACCCAUUCAAUGCCCUGCACCAACUCUGCACCAACUCUGCACUUGUCUCAGUCUAACAGCAAUGGAUGAAUCAAUGUAACCAACUAAAAUAGUUAGCUAUAUUUACGUAGGCUUUGACGGGCCAGGUUGCUUUAACACAAUGCUUUCCCCCCCUCCCCCCUCUCCAGUCCUCUUUUCACUUGUGGUUAAAUAACUUGCCGGGCUAAACUUAAAUACUGGUUUUAAUUCCAGGGCCACAGUCACUGCCCUGAUGUCUUAUGCACAUAGGAGUAUUUCUAGCUGCUAGCUCUUGUACCUCUCUAACUCAAGCUUCAAUUAAAUCAAUUGUUUGAUAAACCUAUAAAGCAAAAAGACAUAAUGUUGUAAAGGCAUAAAGUGUCUUCAAACAAAGCAUGGGAUUGGCUUGGGUGGGAAAAUUCAGAUUUAAAAUUAGCUACAAUCAAGACAAUGGCAGAUGUGACCUUGUCUUUUUUUAUUUGUGCUUCAAGCAUUCAAUCAAACUGAGGCUGUGGCAUUUUUUUCUCAUAUCAGUUGUUCAAUAUUGAAUUCUUCCACAGUCUGCCGUUUUAAACUGCAAUCUUUCACCUAGCUAAUCAUAAUUUCAUGUUGGGUAAAAAAAAAUGUGAAUUGUCACAGGCGAGUGUAAGCAACUUGUGAACACUUGGAUACGAAUGAAUGAAUGCUCCAAUUAUGUAUAAUAACAUUUUAUUAAAUUUUACUUUGUUGUAUA